AGCUCUCAUCCACUGACAACCAUCCAAGAUAAAGACACGGCACAAAUUCUAUCACUUCUUUAAUUUUAUUCGGCUUCUACUUCUAGUUUGUUCAUCGCACGCUUGUCGAAUUUCCAUUUUUUAUACUUCUAUUGGAUCGAAAAACUUUACAAGUUGACUUUUUACUCGAACUACUACAGCACAACACACUGCACACUAGCCACCGCAUAUCCGGCCGCAGGAAGUUGCAUCAACAAUUUGAAUAUCUAGGCUGGUGGGAUGGCAUUAAAGCACGUACCAUAUUGUUCUGCUUGACGGUCGAGUUGGGCCUUUUUUGUUUUCCCACUGGGCGUACUAGUUGUGCGAGAGGAUCCGCAUCCGGAGCUCCACGCAUCUUCAGUAAGGCAAAUGUUGAUAAAACUCUCCGUAGCUAGUAGCACAGAAAGUGCGUGGGUGGUGCUGUGUAUUUUUUUUUUUGAAAGGAGUCCAAGUGAGCAGUCUUGCCGCACGAAAUAUUAAACAGCUGAAUCACGAUUCAAAAAUUAUCCUGGUUGCAGCAUUUCAGUACUUUUCAUCGUCUAUGUGAAGGUAUAUUUUUUGCAGAAUCACUUCAGGGUUAAAUGAAAAUGAGAUUGCAAACAUACACUACAUAAUGACCGCAAGAGCACGGGGAAUCCGAAUUUUUGACCGCGUCGCGUCCCCUGCCACUAAACCUAUUGCGUCGCCGAUUUUUGCCGUCAGGAGGAGAGAGACACAAGAACCUCUCCGUCUAGACAGCACUGAUUGCUCGUCAUCGUAGCCGCGUACGGUUUUUAACAAGAAGUCGAGCCGGAGGACAUCGCAGACGGGGUAAAUAGUACUACUCGGCGUACCAGGUGAGCCAGUACUUCUUACUAUUGGCCGCAUCUUCUUCACAGCUUCUCGGUAGACCGUUUCGUCCUCUGCAAGAUGGCGCACCAAACGGUGAAGAUGGUCCGCACGUUCGUCGAAAUCGUGUCGGACGACGACGAAGACGACGACGUAGUGGUUCUGAACAAGACAAAGUCCGUUCCCGCCCGGGUGGUGACAGCGCAUCAUGGCAGCCCCGAGUUCGGAACCUCCAAUAACGCGGCGAAAAAGGAGCGGGACCGGCGAGAACGGGAGUAUAAGCAGCAACAGAUUAACAUCGCCAACGCGCAGUUACAGCAGCAAAUCGCGAGCAGAAUUGCAGGUGGGACAGCGAAUAAUGAACACAGCGUAUCAGGAGGUGGUAGAGGAAGUAGGAGUAAGAAACCUUCUUCCAGCCGGGGCCCGGACACCAAUACGACCCGCGGGUCCAAUGGGGAAAUAAACCAAACUAGAACGAAAACUGCAGGAAUAACCAGUGCGCCAGCCGUAGCAGACCAGCACAACUAUUUGAACAUGAUCAGCCCCGGAGGACCCUCGCACGUCACGAGCCAGUUUGUGUACCCACAAACGGCGCCGCAGUACCACGUAGCCGGCACCGUGCCCUAUUCGCAGCAAAAAGAACAGGGAGCAUAUACUGCCACAGGAACUGCGCAGGGCGGCGGAGCCACGGGCAGUAGAGAUAACAGUCGGUCGGGCAACAACAAAAGCGGAUCUCGGCGCUAUCCGAGGACAUCGUAUUUAUUUUGAAACGAUUCUUCAUUUUUAUGCACCACGACCUUGAAGAUUCUUACACUUAGAAGCCAUGGGAACAUGCGAAUAAGUAGAGUCGCCUACUUUUAUAUUCGAUUCGAUCGAUUCGUAUGGUCCCCGUGUGAGUAGAUUAAGAGCAGGUGCAGUUCGUCUAGAACUCUAGUAAAAAAAGAUGUUCGGUCAGUGACAAAAAAACCUCACAAACCAAAACCUUCUUCACAGCGAGUACUCCUACACAAACCCGAACCGGGGUUCUUACCUGUCGACGCAGACUGGCUCCCGCUCCCCAAAUUUUCACCCCGGAAUCUACGCCGGGCAGCAUCUACUCCCAGGGGAGUUUUCACCAGGUCUGCUGCCUGGAAUGCAGCCAGUUCCACCUCCUGGUGCAGCGACCACCGCAAACGGCGCAGGUGGAGCUGGUGCCACGGGCCCUGGUGGUACCACAACCGCGGCACAAAAUCAACAUGCCGCGUAUACAGCUGCCAUAAACCCGUUUUUUCACCCGGCGCACAUGAUGGCCAUGUACGGCAAUCCGGCCCAGUAUAUGCACAUGAUGUAUCAUGGGGGAGCUGCUACAACUUCCCCAGAUGCAGCAGCUGGUGCUCCUUCACCAGGUACAGCCGCAUACAACCCCUACGCUGCGGCAGUAGUACCACCACCCGGGCAGCAGCUUCCCCCGCCGGGAACCGCGCCGGGAUUCCGACCGGGGGGCCAGGGAGCAGGGGUAUAGAAUUUUGCUUCUAAAUUUGCAUGUUAAAUUAAUAUUAACAUUUUGGUAGCGCUGGUGCAAGAACGUCAACAUCGUACUGUGUAGAUAUGAACUUGGCGGACAGAUAGGAUUUUCUUUUUGUGCGUGCAGAUAUUUUUAUUAAAAAACUUUCGCUGCCUUUCUAUCCCAUGCGGAGAUGUUGCUUGAUGCUGCCAAGAAAUGAUCCGAGUUGUCACGACGCAAUUUAUUUUCUGUGAAUCGAAAACAGGAUCAACACGCUACGGCCCACCUGGACCCGAGUGCAGCUGCACAUCAUGCGCACCAGUUUGCGCUGGAUCCCUACAUGAUGGCCCAGAUUCAAGCGGCGCAGCAGCAAAUGCACCACUUCGCUGCUGCGGACCAACAUGUAGUCCAGGACCCCUUCGAACAAUUAGACCCUGCGGCCACGACCGGAGAGGAGGACGACGAUACCACUAUCGACGCAAGCGGCCUGACCGCGGCGCAGCGUAGAGCGCUGGAAAAACAGCACUUCGGGGGAACAAGGACUACACAUCAAGUUCAACAUUUUCCGUCUCCCCUCUAUCCAAACAAGCCGGCGCAGCAGGUACCACAACAGGUUGACAAGCGGCCAACUUCCUCGUCCUCCAGCUCCGCAGCUUCGGGCACGAAGACGACCCGGGCGCCCAGUGGCAAAUCCUCCCCGACGACGCAGCAAGACGGUGCCGCAGCCUACCGCAACCAGCACCACGAGCCGCCAAGGCAGCAGUACACGCCAAGCGUCCAGAAAGGCGCCGGGAAAAAUGCGAAAGGCGGGAAAGACAGUAUAAUACUUUCCUAUUUUGAGAUGGUACUUUUUUUACAGAAGUAGAAAACAAUUUUGACAGUUUUUCGUGUUUGCGAUACAGCUCAUCAUCAAAUUUAUGCAAGAUCCCAUUCGCGUCCUCGGUUUGCUCCGGCGUCAUGACAACAUUACAACUUCUACCUGCAACAACAAAUCCAUUCCAGGCACCGCCAUCUGGCCCAUCACGGGUCCCUGCGACCGCCACGUGCGGCGCGCCGAAAUGAAAACCCCGCCGGGGUACCGGUGGACCCGAGAGCAGUUGAUCUGGCACGGCGAGUCGCUCCGGAUGGGUCGGCUGGACGGCGACUCGACGAUUUUCAUCAAGGGCAAAGCGUACAACGACCUGCUAUCAACCUUGUCCGAAGACCGAAUACGCCACCAGGGCAGACACCGCUACUGCAUACGGUUCCGAGGUAAAAAUAUAUAAAGAGGGUUUAUUUGCUGGUUUUUUCCACAUGCGCGGCUGGUCGACCACGACAGGAAUACUUAUUUCUACUUUUAGUACACUGGAGAAUUAUUGUUCUCCUGCGUGCUGGCCAGCAGCACAGCACAUUGGAAACUGUACUAUGAAAAUAGCAUCCCAAGAACUAUCAAACAGAAAAAACCGACGGCGACAAUGAGGAAGGGUUUAGUAUGGCGGACGGCAUCGGGUUCGUCUUCUCCAAUAAACUUCCCUGCGCGAAGAACAUCCAGCGCAUCCAGUCCAUUUUCGUGUCCCGGAAGGGGAUUGUGUGCGUCCGGCGCAAGGCCGAUGUGACCCGGUGCAAAGAGUUCGUCGUGCGACCCUUUGAACACGGUGAUUUCAUCUGGUGCGAGAUCGAUUUAACGAUGGGAACCGCGGCCUUUUGGGUCGAGGGACCGGAGACGGAAGGGUACACGAACGGGCCGCCGCAAGAGAAGGUAUUUCCGUAUUGUUGUGAAGGUGAAGGUGCAGGAGUUGUGGAUUCAUGUGAACAUCGAUGUGUGUAGUUCAGCCGAAGCCAAUACAUAGAUUUUUUGCAUGAGAAAUGGAGGUAAUCGCGAUGAAAAUAAGAAUAACUACUUCCACAACCACUACAGGUCUUCUACUACGGCGACUGCUUUCCGCAAUUUGCAAGAGGCAAGCUCGACAUGGGCUUCAUCACGGCAGUUAUAAAGUUCGAAGGCGUUGCGGCCGAUGCGGUCUGCUACCAGAACCUCGUGCCAGAGGCGCAAUGAUUUUAUUUCGCAAAAAAACACGACCAACGCAAGACCCGCGUGCUGUGCCCGUUUACUACUCCCAAAACCAAAUUGAAGAAACACUCCGAAGUAUUUCAAUUUUCAGCAAAAAAAAAGUCACAACAGAGGCUCUAUAACAACAAGAACCCCCAUAAAUAUUAUUAGCAAGCAAAAGUCACUCGACGCUUUUUCUCGAUAUAGUCACAAAAAUUUUAGCAAAAGGAGCGCACGCGCGCGCGCCAGAAUCUCAUUCUAUAGUCACAGUUUUUACAGUAGUUCCCAGCAGUUGCUCGUUCGUUGCGCUGCAGCAGCUUAGACGAAACACAUCCAGAAUCUCAUCUAUAGUCACAGUAUAGUCACGUCGCAUCAAGAUUUUUUGUAAGUUCGUGAAGAGUAAAGAAUGGUGAUGGUCUUGAAAAAUUAUCCUGCAUCUUCACUGAAACCAAGAAAGUCUUCUGUUGCGUAAACACUCGAAAGACUCCAAGACACAUGAUACGCAACUCAGACAUACUAAACGCAUUGGUUUUUCUUGUGUUGUGUAGGUUAUCAUUCACGGCUUGCUUCUUGAUGCUGACAACAUAUCACGACGACCCAUGCGGAAAUUAUUCCUGUAUGUAGCCAAUAAAUCGCAAGGCUCUGCUACCGCGCGGCAGGUUGCGUGGGCUCCGAGACAGGAUCACGCCGGGGUCAGUAUGAUAUUCAUUUUUUUUCUCCAUAUUUGUACAAAAAAAAAACGACAAAGACACUCACAGAUGAUACUUACACUUGCCUCUGGAAGAUUAUGACCACUGUACACUAGGCGUACACCAUAACUGCCACUUCUUGUUACAUUAAUAGAAACAGACUUAAGGACCCGCAGAAAAAAUUAACAAGAGACAGAAUCACAAGGCAUAUUACCACCACCCUAGAACGGAGUGGAGUUCUUUUUGUAGCAGAUUCGGCAAGACGAGUUAUAAAUUUGCUCUAGCUGUACUCUAUCUCUAGGGUGGAAAGAACAGUUUCGCCUUUCGGACGGUCGCGGCCGGCAAGUGUACGAUGUAUCUUCAUUUUUUCUGUCCUUUUUUCCUUGACCUCGUAGUCAAUAUUGUAGCGCCGUCGAGACACCGCUCACAACGGGAAAUGUCAAUGUGCUGCUACUUCUACAAUAUUUCUCCGGCGAAACAAGACCCCAGUGCAGCUUUGCUAAGUACUUCUCACAACAUUUAUAAGAUUCUUGUAGUAAAACCUAAACCAAGUACUUCUUCUAUGAACUUCUUGAGUAAAUAAAAAUCGAACAUGUAAAAAAUCUACCUGCACUACGUAGAGCUUCCUCAUAGUACUGUCUCGGUCUUCUUAGGCUGAAGUAAAAUGAAAACAACCUUGAAACAGCGCUGGUUUUGUCGCCGCGAAAGUAGAUAACCGCUGCGGCAAAACUAACACUAAAAAAAUCAUCAAGACCACUACUACAGAGAGACACCUCGACCGACAGUAAGCAAGAACGUGGUCCGCCCCACCACGAUAUCAGACCGCACAACGGAAACAUAGCGAUUGGAAGAUUUGAUCAGUACAACAAUUGCGCUGCAGUAGUAGCUGGCUGCUUGUAGUGAUUUAUUAUUUUGCAACAUGCGUUUAUUUCCAGCUUCACCGGUAGCUCUCGCUCAUUUUCGGAUGCGCGCGCCCUGCAAGUUCGGAAGAUGUUGUUCGGAAUCUACUGGUGUUAGCAAGCAGACGCCGCAACCUUGUAGUUGCAAAUUCAAGUAUAGAUUUGAGAGUCGGAACCACUCCAUCAACUCCGUAGAGGUACUAGCGACAGGCGAAUAUUACAUCUUCUACAUCUUCUACUAGCAGGGAGGCUGUAUUAGCACAGCGACCGAUACGUCGGCUUUCCAACGCGACUUCGACUUUUAUCGUUUUUCCCCGCAUGAUUUUUUUUCUACCGACGCGCAUUGCUGCAUAUGCAUCCACGAGUUGUAACCAACAUUGUUUGGUGCUUCUGAACGCAGUAGAGGGACUGGGACUAUUCUCAUUUUUACAAAUGUACGACUACCGAGAAGGGAGAACGAAGUUCCAAUUUUUUCGGCAAAAAUGAACGACAGCAUCUCAUCGCAU
Amoebophrya sp. A120 is the source of this 6452-nucleotide messenger RNA. The record is from the annotation of a GenBank genome assembly. NCBI's taxonomy places the organism in Eukaryota, Dinophyceae, Syndiniales, Amoebophryaceae.